UCGCAUGACAUAAAUAUAUACGAAUUUAAUAUUAAUUUUUUUAUGCGGCAAUAGCGGCGAAACAUGAUUUUGUAGGAUCGAUGAAGCCAAAUCUUCUUCUCUUCACGGAUCUACAGGUUCUCGGCAGUAAAUUCCAUUGAUAAACUCGAGGAGAGAGAGAGGGGAAUUGAAAUUUUCCUAGAGGGAGGAGAGAGAGAGAAAGAGAGAGAGAGAGAGAGAGAAUGAUAGCAGGUUUUACUGCUGGGAAGCCGGUGAGGGAGUCUCUCUCCUACGUUGGAACUUCGUGCCGGUUUCUCACCGUCUCUGUGUUGCCAAUGGGAGACGCGUUUAUGGGGAAAAUCUAAUGAGUGAUUUCUUGUUUGAGGAAAUCAAUUAAUGACAGCAAGAUGAGGUAAUUAAGAGUCACAGUGGCGGUCGAACUCUGCACUCUACUGGGGUGGGCGGAGGGAAGCGUGUUAAUGGAAGGCUCUCCGAGGAGAGUGUUAAAGAGUUGAUGGCAUUUAAUGAAGGAUUACACUUCUUCACGAGCUCUGCCCAUACUGUUUCCUAUAAAUUAAGAGCCCUCCCGCUCUACCCCCUCUCUCUUCCUCUCUCUCUAACACACACACGCACACACACAGAGUCUGUAUCAGAAGUAACGCUGCUGAGUUAGAGAGAGAAACAGAAAGAAAUCGAAACUAAAGGGCGCAAAGGUUUGUGGCGUAAGAACUAACUCGUGAAUUCGGCGCGUGGAUGUCCUGAUUUUCAGAUUUUUUGCUCUUGCUGCCUCUCUAGCUCCGCCCCCCCGAUAAGGUUCUCUCUCUCUCUCUCUCUCUCUCUCUCUCUCUCUCUCUCUCUGUGGAAAUUUGGGGAUUUGGUGAUGAAGAUACGCAACUCUUCUCUAUUACUUGAUGGGUUGAUCCAAAUGGGUUUUUGCUCAAAAUUUCUGGGUUUCGUUUAGUUUUUUAGCUCCAGGUGCUUAACUGAAGUGGGCAUGAACUGAACGAGCUUGCCCUUUGCUCGGUUUUUGAACUCGCUGGAUAUGAUUUGAUGGGUUAUUAUCUUUAAUUGGAUUUGCCUCUUGUUUUCUGAAUCCGGAUUGCGUUUUUUUUUCCUCCUCCUUUUCCGACAUUAGCUAGUAGUGUUUUAGAAGUUCUUUUUUCAGAUGACUAUUAUUUGGCAAGUAGACAUGUUUUAUAUUUGCUGUGCCUGCUGAAUUUAUGGAUCUAGCACGAAAAAUUGAGGAUUUAGCUUGCUCGAGUGAAGUACUCUCUGGGUCUCUGUUUCUUUAUUAAAACUAUCCUUUCUUCUGUACAAUUGUUGGUGUGAGGAAUUCACGUCGGAUAUGUCAAGGCCUCUACAGCGAGGGGUGUCAGGGUUACGGAUCUCUGGGAACAGCCUUGAUUCGUGGGACUCUCAAAUGAAAGACAAGACAGAAAAGGAGGAUGUUGAUGGGAGGAGUUCUGAUCAAGCAUAUUUUUCUUUAAAAUUUCCCCUUCAUUUACUUUUCCCAGAUAAUUCUUCUUCGAGAAAAAGCAUUGGUGAGAAUGGUUUUCCGUCGGAUACUCUUAACAUGGGAACUGCAAGAUAUCGGCGUAAUAUGACUUUGUUUUUCCUAAAGAUCAGUUUAAUUGUGAUUGUACUUCUUGCUAUUACUGUAUCCUUUUGGUGGACUAUUUCCAUUUCAACCUUGUCAAGAGGUCACAUAUUUCGUGGUUAUAGACGGCUUCAGGAGCAACUUGUGUCGGAUCUGUCAGAUAUCGGCGAGCUCUCUCUUGGUCCAGCAAGAUUGAAAGAACUGGAGUUUUGCUCUCAAGAGUGUGAAAAUUUUGUUCCCUGCUUCAAUAAAACAGAAAAUCUUGCUUCAGGUUAUGCUGAGGGCGAGGAGUAUGAUCGCCAUUGCAGACAUGGAUUAAGGCAGAAUUGCUUGGUUCUUCCACCUGUAAAUUACAAAAUUCCUCUUAGGUGGCCCACUGGGAGAGAUAUCAUUUGGGUUGCAAAUGUUAAAAUUACUGCACAAGAAGUGCUUUCAUCUGGAAGCUUCACGAAGAGGAUGAUGAUGCUGGAAGAAGAGCAGAUUUCCUUCCGUUCUGCAUCUCUUAUGUUUGAUGGCAUUGAAGACUACUCGCAUCAAAUUGCAGAAAUGAUUGGUCUGCGAAAUGAAUCAAACUUCAUACAAGCUGGGGUUAGAACCAUCUUGGAUAUAGGAUGUGGUUAUGGUAGCUUUGGAGCCCAUCUAUUUUCACAGCAACUCUUGACAAUGUGUAUUGCGAACUAUGAGGCUUCAGGAAGUCAAGUUCAAUUAACCCUUGAAAGAGGUCUUCCAGCUAUGAUUGGUUCAUUUUAUUCAAAACAGUUGCCAUAUCCAGCACUUUCCUUUGAUAUGAUACAUUGUGCACGAUGCGGUGUUGACUGGGAUCUAAAAGAUGGUAUUCUCUUGAUUGAAGUUGAUAGAGUGUUGAGACCUGGUGGAUAUUUUGUCUGGACUUCUCCACUUACCAAUCCUCAGGGCUCUCUUCGUAAUAAAGAAAACCAGAAAAAAUGGACUUUUAUUCGCAACUUCGCAGAAAAUCUAUGUUGGGACAUGUUGUCUCAGCAAGAUGAAACUGUUGUAUGGAAAAAGACCGUUAAAAGAAGUUGUUAUGCUUCUCGGAAACCUGGUUCAGGUCCUUCUUUCUGCAGCAAGGGCCAUGAUGUUGAGUCUCCAUAUUAUCGACCACUCCAAGCCUGCAUAGGAGGAACACAGAGCCGCCGAUGGAUUCCUAUUGAGGACAAGACAACCUGGCCUUCUAGGGCUAAAUUGAACUCCACUGAACUUAGAAUACAUGGUGUGCAUACUUACGACUUUUCUGAGGAUACAUUAAACUGGAAUUUAGCGGUUCGAAAUUAUUGGUCUCUUCUCUCACCGCUAAUAUUCUCUGAUCAUCCAAAGAGACCAGGGGAUGAGGAUCCUCUUCCACCUUUUAACAUGCUCAGAAAUGUGUUGGACAUGAAUGCUCAUUUUGGAGGUUUCAAUUCUGCCUUAUUGGAAGCAGGGAAAUCUGUGUGGGUGAUGAAUGUAGUCCCUACAAGUGGGCCUAACUACCUUCCCUUAAUCUUUGACAGGGGAUUUGUUGGUGUAUUGCAUGACUGGUGUGAAGCAUUUCCAUCAUAUCCCAGAACGUAUGAUAUGGUGCACGCUGAAGGACUUCUUGCACUUGAAACUGGUCGGCAGCGCAGGUGCACAAUGCUUGAUCUAUUUACUGAGAUAGAUCGGUUGCUUCGUCUAGAGGGAUGGGUUAUACUACGCGAUACAGCUGCUCUGAUUGAGUCAGCAAGAGCUCUCGCCACGCGACUGAAAUGGGAUGCACGAGUGGUGGAGAUUGACAGUAAUAACGAUGAGAGGCUGCUUGUCUGCCAGAAACCCUUUUUCAAGAGACAAACGAGCUAAAUUAUGAAAAUUUGAAGGAAGAGGAAACCAAGAAAGUAUAACAAUAUAUUCUUAUUCAUUUUGUGGAUGUUAAAUUAAUCACCAUAAAGUCCCAACAAUAGAGGGGAAUCCUAGUUUCCGACACGGAUGAAAGAAACCAGAAAAGAACAGUGAAGAGAAAAGAAAUGGGUAUAGUGGAGACAACCACAACUCCUCCUAUGGAGCCGUAAGGCGGACAUAGGGCCUUGUAAUUAUGCAGUUGAAGAGCGUGCCGAGCGAGCCAAAGGUAUAGGAUUAUAUUUAAAUUUUCCAUGUAAUGUCCUAUACAGAAUAUACCAUCAUUUGAUAGUUUUUAUUUUGAAGAUGUUCUACAGAAUAAACAAAGUGCUCUACUUGCUUUGCAAUAUAGAAUGCUUGGCAGU
Malania oleifera is the source of this 3810-nucleotide messenger RNA. Its product is annotated as probable pectin methyltransferase QUA2. The transcript is spliced from 9 exons. NCBI's taxonomy places the organism in Eukaryota, Viridiplantae, Streptophyta, Magnoliopsida, Santalales, Ximeniaceae. Gene Ontology annotation, molecular function: methyltransferase activity. Bases 1325 to 3409 code for a protein of 694 amino acids. Gene Ontology annotation, cellular component: cytoplasm. The record is from RefSeq and is a predicted model, not a curated record.